This is a messenger RNA of Vespa mandarinia (Asian giant hornet), 2400 nucleotides long. RefSeq lists its product as uncharacterized. The record is from RefSeq and is a predicted model, not a curated record. Lineage: Eukaryota; Metazoa; Arthropoda; Insecta; Hymenoptera; Vespidae.
AUGAAUAUUCCGAUCAGUGAAAGGGCCGGCCCAACGGGCAGCGGUCAACGAAGACCAUCUCGAUCACCGCGCAGUCAGAGAAGUCGAAGUGCCGAUGUUGAUUGCUUAAAAAAAUAUACCGAAAGAAGAAUUGAAGGAAGAAGACAUACGGACGUUGCCGAUACCAGUAAGCUAGAUACGUCAAGAUGGAUACCAUUGGCAAAGAAUGUCUCUCGGGGUCAAACGAGUAUGAAAAAAACGGCACAAGUUUCGAAAGACGAAGAUAAACGACGAUAUGAGAGUAACUCUAAUACGGUGAGGAGCGGUUCGAUAAAGUGGCAACAAACUUCUUCGAUGGAAGUGGACGAACGUAAAAGGAAUUUGCCAAAUGAAAAAAAAGUAGAAGAAGUGCAAGAAGAAGAAGAAAAAGCUAAGCUUUAUGGCAGACAAGUAGCUGCUCGUAGUCGAAGUACUGACGUUACUACAUUCAAAAAAGAAAAAUAUACCGAAGAACGAAGACAUACCGACUGCGGUGAUAUCAGAAUUUCAUCCAGAUGGAUACCACAAAUAAAUAGUGCCAGAUUUCGCAGUGACACGUCAACAUUCGCAAAAUUCACAAAUUCUUACGAAAUUACAAAAAAUGCUGCAACCAGAUGGAUAACGUUCGCGAAAAAUCCAUCGCCGUUUCCAACGCCUCGAAUGAAUCCAGAUAAGAAAACACAAAUGGAAGAGAGUUCACAAAAAAACGAAGAAUCUUGUACAAAGGAAAACAAAACUGAAGCAACAAAAUGGACACCUUUGAGAAAGUUUGCGUCGCCUAUACCGUCCAAACGAAAUACUGAAAAUGAUACGACACCGGAUUUAUCGGAGAUUACUCCGCAAAAUCGCUUGAAAAAUAACGACGCAUCUGAUGCACUUGACAAAGCUAACAAAUUGAGCCAACGAAUGCGAGAUCUUUAUGAUUUCAAAACGGAAAACGAAUGGCCAAAGAGAUUAAAGAACCGACCAUAUGAAGAAACAUGGAUAAGUAAAAGUAGUAGCGAGGAGGAGAGGCAUCCUCCCAGUGGUCGUAGAAAUAGUCAAGAUAUGGAAUUUAACGAUAGAUCGUUACGAAUCAGGGAUACAAAAUCGCAAAUUCAUCGAACGGAGGAAUCGAAGGUCUUCCACAGUGACACGGAUGAAAGAUCAAAGAAAUUCAUUGAAAGGCAUAGCAAUUCGGAGGAUCUUGGAUUACGCGGUACCGCGGAAAAGUUGCGAGCUCAAAAUCGACGCACGCAAUCGGAUGAUUACGACGAGAAAUGUAGGAAAAGGAACAGCUAUCGAUCGGAUAGCAGAGAGGAAGGAGCCCGAUCGAAAGGAGAACAACGCGUACACAUUGAAAACAAAAGAAACUCCGACGCAAGUGAAAGAUCCCAGGAAUCACGCGGUAGUUAUUCCGAAAUUGAGUUUCCUAGUAAAAGAAAUUCACGAACGAGCAACGUUAGUUAUGCCAGUAUUGUUAACCCAACCGGCAAAAGAGGUAGUUUAGAAUGUAGAUCGACUCAGCGUAUUCUCGAAAUGCCACCACGAAGGGCAUUCAGUCAAGGUGAAGGAAGACCUGCCACUCCGGUACCACCAAUCGAAAUGAAUGCAGAUCGUGUCGUUGCUGUUAGAUUGAUCUCGGAAUGUCAAAAGAGAGACAGCACCAGAUACAAGGUCUAUCUGACGUAAAUAAAUACGUAACGUAAUACGUUUCUAAAGAUUUUCUAAAUAAAUUUCGAGAUCAAAAAAAAAAAAGAAGAAAUGAUAGAAUAUAUCUUUCUCGACUCUUUGCAGAUCGAUCAAUCGUCCGAUUAAUCUUUAACCAUACCAAUUUAUUAUACAAUUAGAAUUCAAUAUGUUUCUCGAAAUAAUUACCUGAAGCACUUAAUCCUCGACUCAUCGUGUAUGUGUUUAACAUUUCAUACAGAAUUAUUAUUAUUGUUAUUAUUAUUAUUGUCAUCGUCGUUAUCGUAUACAUCGUUAAAUAUUAUUGACCAAUGAAACGUUCGAUGUAAAACUGGAAAGAGUCGAGUAUUUGUUGUCCUGUUAGAUACAUUGAAAAAUCGAUAUUUUCUGAAAGAAAAAGAAAAAGUGAAGAAGAGACUAAUAAAAUCUUCAGAUUAGAAAUUAAAUAAAAUUUGAAGUAAGGUAAUAGAGUUAUUAAUGUGCCUCACAUAUUGAAACGAUUCCAAACCAUAAAAGUCAAGAAAAAAUAUAUAAAUUCGUGCCUGCAAUAAGAAACAAUCAGGGUAACAGUGAUAUAUAAACGAAAUAAUAAUAAUUAUUAUUAUAUACCUACGUAUUAUGUAUAGUAUUAUAUACGUGUUUAAAGCGCCGUUAUCUCGUUUCAUCAUCUUAUUUUCCACGUGAAAUACUUGUUGAAUUUUUAAAGAAUGAAAC